Molecule: messenger RNA, 1167 nt
Organism: Vicia faba (fava bean)
Lineage: Eukaryota; Viridiplantae; Streptophyta; Magnoliopsida; Fabales; Fabaceae
Source: the annotation of a GenBank genome assembly
AUGGCCAAGAAGGGUUGGUUUAGCAUGGUAGAGAGAAUCUUCACACAUUCCACUCAAGAGAAGAAGGAGAAAAGAAGAAAAUGGAUAUUUGGGAGGCUAAAGAACAAGAGAUUUCCUUUAAUUGAAGCACUGCCGCCAUUAAGAGAAACACGGUUGAGUGAAGCAGAAGAAGAACACAACAGGCAUGCUUUAACAGUAGCUAUUGCUUCAGCUGAAGCUGCUCUAAAUGCUGCUCAGGUUGCAGUUGAGGUUGUUAAGUUCCAAUCUGUUCAUCAAUGUAAAGGUAAACUAAGAGAAGUUAAUCAUGAUGCUUCUAUAUCCACACACAAAUGCAAGAAGAAGAUUGAAGAAUCUGCAGCCCUCAAAAUUCAAACAACAUUUAGAGGUUACCUUGCAAGGAAAGCUUUGAGGGCAUUGAAGGGAAUUGUGAUGCUUCAAGCUAUCAUUCGUGGAAGAGCUGUAAGACGGCAAGCUAUGAGUACUCUGAAGUGCUUGCAAUCCAUUGUGAGUAUCCAGUCACAGGUCAUUGCAAGGAAACUCCAGAACGUUGAAGGAAGAUGGGAUUGUGGUGAAUAUGAAGAUAAGAUCAUAAGGAUGGACUCAAACAGUGAGAGAAAGUGGGAUCACAGCAUUUUAAUGAAGAAAGAGGUAGAUUCCUCUAGCAUAAGCAAGAAAGAAGCUGCUAUUAGGAAAGAAAGAGUAAAAGAAUGGUCAUAUAACCAUAGGAAAUCGGCUGAAUCAGAAAGAAAUGGAAGAUGGAGGUAUUGGAUGGAGCAGGGGGUAGACACACAGCAUUCUAAGAGUAAAGAACUUGAAGAUUUAGACUCACUUUUCAGCUCACAUUCUAGAGCAGUAGAAGAUUGUGGAAGAAGACAACUAAAGCUUAGACAUAUUCAGAAAGAAAAUGAAGAUGAAGGAUUAGAUUCACCAAUACUUUCUUCCAGAAACUCUUACCCUCAAAGGAGUCAAAGUACAGAGAGAGAAGAUUACUCAUUUCCAAGAUCUCCUGCGAUUCCAACAUAUAUGGCUGCAACAAAAUCAACACAGGCAAAAGUAAGAUCAACAAGUACCCCAAAAACAAGGAUAGGAGGGAAUUGGGAUAUGAACUAUGAUUGUUAUUCACCGUGCAAGGGAUCUCCUAGCUUAAAAGGCCUUUCAAGGCCAUGA